AUGACGGAGGGACAAUCCGAACCGAGAUCCCUUCCCGGUGGUCAAGGCCCUCGAAGUUCCCAUCUAACCGUCGUCGCUGACAAGAGUCGCUCACGAUUUCAGGUCAUUGGUAGUGGGAGCAGUAUGUAUAUUCUGGUGCAGUGGCUCGAUCUUUUCUUUGCGAAACGCGACUUUUGGACUCCCAUCUUUCCAUUUUUCCAACAAGGACUGUCAUACUCUGUCGAGAUGCCUCUCCCCUUGCUACCAUCACUCCCGCCUUUACCACCGCCUUCAAAAGUUGAAGAGUAUGUAGCGACCUUUUUCUCACGAAUCCACCCCAUUCACCCUGUCCUCGACCAGGACAUGUUCUAUGAUUCGAUCGAGGAUCUUCGGUCCAAGCUAGAAGCACAUCCCUCUGCUCUUGAUUCGAGAGACUACCCUGCGCUGGCUUGCAGCUAUGCCGUCUUUGGCAUUGCUGCCGAUGAAUUGGAAGGACAGCCCACGGAGCUGGGCAAGUACUAUCUUGAGGGCGCAUAUUUCCUCUACGCGCAUCUUGUGGCCAUACCUUAUGUUACGUCGGUGCAAGCAUUGCUGCUACUGACCGUCGCCUUGAAGAAUCGGAAUAAAGAUGGAGCUAGCUGGGAAACGCUGGGACAGGCAAUACGAAUCGCACAAUCGAUAGGAUUGCAUCGGCAUGACUGGGCGAUGCACAGAGGCUCUAACCUCAUGAAUGCGGAUUCUACGGACGCCACCCAGAUGGAAGACCUUCACUCCCGGAUCUGGUGGACUGCCUACAUUCUCGAAAGGGCCAUGGAGUUGGAAACAGGCAGACCCUCGGCCAUUCGAGACUCUGACUGUAACCAGAUCCUACCACAGCCGGUGCUUCCUCCGCAAUCGACAGACUUGAGCUUUGAUUACUUUGCUGCACUCAUCGGCCUUGCUCGAAUCCAAAAUUCGAUCAAUGAUUUAUAUCGCCCUAGACCCCAUCGACGCAGAACCAAAGAUCUGCUACAUCAAAUGGGACGCUUGGAUCGCUCCUUACAGGACUGGGCGGCGGGUUUUCCCGAAGAGAUUAGGUACGCAAUGUAUUGUGCGGCCAGUUCUGAGACAAGAUAG
Messenger RNA from Capronia epimyces CBS 606.96, 1095 nucleotides. RefSeq lists its product as uncharacterized. Bases 1 to 1095 code for a protein of 364 amino acids. The transcript has a single exon. NCBI's taxonomy places the organism in Eukaryota, Fungi, Ascomycota, Eurotiomycetes, Chaetothyriales, Herpotrichiellaceae. The record is from RefSeq and is a predicted model, not a curated record. Gene Ontology annotation, molecular function: DNA binding; zinc ion binding. Gene Ontology annotation, biological process: DNA-templated transcription.